Messenger RNA from Tripterygium wilfordii, 872 nucleotides. RefSeq names its product acyl carrier protein 1, chloroplastic-like. The record is from RefSeq and is a predicted model, not a curated record. Gene Ontology annotation, biological process: fatty acid biosynthetic process. NCBI's taxonomy places the organism in Eukaryota, Viridiplantae, Streptophyta, Magnoliopsida, Celastrales, Celastraceae. Gene Ontology annotation, molecular function: acyl carrier activity. The coding region runs from base 24 to 662 and encodes 212 amino acids. The transcript has 4 exons.
AAUCACCGGAUCCAACCAGGCAGAUGUCGAUACUCACAAUGCUUAACAAAUCUCAACAACCACCACCAAGAAGAAAACAAAACGCAUCUAUAAAAGUUGCAGUCUUUAACACUCUCGCCUCCAUUCGCGACACAGUCUUCGUGCUCUCCGUCUUCUCCCCUCCAAUUCUCUCUCGCACUUCUCUUCUCUUUCUCUCCUUUUUCAAUUCUCAUUUCUCUCUGUUCUUGUUGGAGCCACCAAUGGCGUCAGUCACGGGAGCUUCUGUUGCCAUGUCUUCUCUCUCCUUGAAGCCUACACAGGCACAUCGCAACAAGAUCUCUUGUGUGAAUUCAGUUUCACUUGCUUUCGGUGGAAGAGGCUUUCCAUCUCUUACAAUGAAGCCUGGAUCCUAUCGCUUCAAAGUUUCCUGUGCUGCCAAACCGGAGACAGUGGACAAGGUGUGUGGAAUAGUGAGGAAGCAGUUGGCUAUCGCAGAGGAUGUCAAACUCACUGGAGAGUUGAAGUUUGCUGCGCUUGGGGCUGAUUCUCUUGAUACAGUUGAGAUUGUGAUGGCGCUUGAGGAGGCAUUUGAUAUCACUGUGGAAGAAGACAGUGCGGCGCAAAUCACCACUGUGCAGGAGGCAGCGGAUCUGAUUGAGGACCUGGUCGAAAAGAAGGCCUAAACUAGUUUGGAGAGGGAGUCGGUGAGAGAGCUCUUAAUGAACUUCUCACUUUCAUACUUUCAGUUUGUUUGGUUCUUAUUUUGCUGCUAGCGUAGUCAUUCUGUUUAUUUUUCUAGAAAAAACUUGUAUUACUCCUUUUGACAAAUGUUAUAUGUGAAACUAAUUAAUUUUUAGUCCCUGAUAAAUGUUUUGUGUUUUUAAAGUUUUAUA